AUGGGUGAUGCGAGAUUUCCUUUAAAAGCAUGUCUCAUUACACCGUAUAGGGGAGAACGAUACCACUUACAAGAAUACUCUAGAAAUCCACUUCGAAACCCUCGCAAGUUAUUCAACCAUCGACAUUCGUCAUUACGAAUGUCUAUUGAAUGUGCAUUUGGAGUGUUGAAGAAAAGAUUUCCAAUUUUACAAACUGCAACAGAGCCUACAUUUGGUAUUAAAACUCAAAAUAAAAUCAUCCUUGCUUGUUGCAUUUUACACAACUAUUUGAUGGGUGAAGACUCCAAUCAAACUCUAAUUGAUGAGGUGCAAGAUAAGCUUGCAAACGAAAGAGAUGUUCAAGAGGAUCAUCAAGAUCAUAGAGAAGAAAACGAUGAUAUGAUUAGCGGAGAGCCAAUUAGAGAUAAUGUUGCUGGUUCUAUUUGGGUAGAUUAUUAA
This is a messenger RNA of Lathyrus sativus (Indian pea), 438 nucleotides long. The record is from the annotation of a GenBank genome assembly. NCBI's taxonomy places the organism in Eukaryota, Viridiplantae, Streptophyta, Magnoliopsida, Fabales, Fabaceae.